Hemicordylus capensis (graceful crag lizard) is the source of this 11589-nucleotide messenger RNA. RefSeq names its product fibroblast growth factor receptor substrate 2 (gene FRS2). The record is from RefSeq and is a predicted model, not a curated record. The transcript is spliced from 7 exons. The coding region runs from base 288 to 1853 and encodes 521 amino acids. Gene Ontology annotation, cellular component: cell-cell junction; cytoplasm. Gene Ontology annotation, biological process: cell surface receptor protein tyrosine kinase signaling pathway. NCBI's taxonomy places the organism in Eukaryota, Metazoa, Chordata, Lepidosauria, Squamata, Cordylidae.
UGCCCGCUUGGCCUCGGAAGUUGUCCUGAGCAGAGUCCGGCCCAGAGCGAGGCCUGGCUGCCGCUCUCGGGACGGGAGCUCCGGUUCGGCCAAGCGGGGAAGGAGGACUCGGGGCUGCUGUCGUCUGGCCACCCGCAGGCGGCUGGGCCUCAUGAAGAAGGUCAAGUGGCUAUUUGUGUGGAAUGGCAACAUGAUGUUUUGAAGUAUGACACAAGUACUGAUGCUGCACCAGUGGCUAGGAGUAUUAAUGGCCAAAUCUAGCAAUUACAUGGUCUCCUAAAGAAGUCAUGGGUAGCUGUUGUAGCUGUCCAGAUAAAGAAACAAUUCCCGAUAAUCAUCUAAACAAAUUCAAGGUUAUUAAUGUGGAUGAUGAUGGUAAUGAAUUGGGUUCUGGUAUAAUGGAACUUUCAGAUACAGAACUAAUCUUGUAUACCCGUAAACGGGAUUCUGUCAAAUGGCAUUACCUCUGUCUGCGCCGCUACGGCUAUGACUCCAAUCUCUUCUCUUUUGAAAGUGGGCGAAGAUGUCAAACUGGACCAGGAAUAUUUGCCUUCAAGUGUGCCCGUGCAGAAGAACUAUUUAAUAUGUUGCAAGAGAUCAUGCAGAAUAAUAGUAUAAAUGUGGUAGAAGAGCCAGUAGUAGAAAGGAAUCAACAUCAAACAGAAAUUGAAGCUCCAAGAACUCCCCGCACACCUACUACACCUGGGUUGAGUGGGCAGAGUCUACCUAAUGGCUAUCCAAGGUAUCCCUCCUAUGGAGAUGCUUCAUCACAUCCCUCCAGUAGACACCCCUCUGUAGGAAGUGCACGUCUUCCUUCAGUAGGUGAAGAGUCAACACACCCCUUGCUUGUAGCAGAGGAGCAAGUCCAUACAUAUGUGAACACAACUGGUGUACAAGAGGAAAGAAAAAACAGGCCAACUGUGCGAACACCUCUGGAACGAAAGGCUUCUAAUGCAGAAGCAAGCAAAUCAAAAGAUGGUGAAACUUGUUCCGAGAACAGAGAUGCCCAGGUCAUACUGGAACCUGAAGGAGUCAAAUUUGUUCUGGGCCCAACGCCUGUCCAGAGGCAGUUAAUGGAAAAAGAAAAACUGGAAUCAAGUGGGAAUAGUGCUCAAGCUAGUGGGAACAGUACUGAAACUAGUGGAAACAGUACUCAAGCUGUUGGGAGCAGUAACAAUGAAUGGGACACUGGAUAUGACAGUGAUGAGCGCAAAGAAAUAUCUUCUGGUAACAAAUUACCAUAUGAAAAUGUAAAUAGAUUGUCCAUCCCUAGUGCCUCAGGGCUCAGGAGAGGUCGUCUGCUAUCAUCCAGCACCUCUGAUACUCAGAAUAUCAACAAUUCAGCUCAGAGAAGAACUGCAUUGCUAAAUUAUGAAAAUUUGCCAUCUUUGCCUCCAGUUUGGGAAGCCCACAAACUAAGUAAAGAGGAGGAGGAGAGUUUAGGACCAAAGACCCCUUCCCUGAAUGGCUACCACAAUAACUUAGAUCCCAUGCAUAAUUAUGUCAAUACAGAGAACGUAACAGUGCCAUCAAGUGCUCACAAAAUAGAAUAUGCAAGACGUCGGGACUGUACCCCAACAGUCUUUAAUUUUGAUAUUAGGCGACCAAGUUCAGAACACAGGCAGCUCAAUUAUAUACAGGUUGAUUUGGAAGGUGGCAGUGACUCUGACAACCCUCAGACUCCAAAAACACCUACCACUCCACUUCCACAGACUCCAACCAGGCGCACAGAGCUGUAUGCUGUGAUUGACAUUGAAAGAACAGCUGCUAUGUCAAGCUUGCAGAAAGCACUGCCACGAGACGAUGGUACAUCUAGAAAAACUAGACAUAACAGUACUGACCUGCCUAUGUGAGCCUGGAAAACACUAGUUAAAUUGCACCUUUAUGAAGUGUUUGGUUUUUUUAAUUAACUGAAUGAAUGCUCUGUUUUGUGCUAUCACCUUUCGUAGAUCGAUAGAUUUUUUUUCAGAAUACUUCAUCAUGUGCUUGUUUGACGAAAGGGAAUUUUUAAAGUAGAAAGAGUAUUGAAUAAUACAGUUUCAUUUUACCAUUGUAGUAACAGCUUUUGGAAGCAUUUUAAUAGUGCCUAUUUCAUUGACUGAAAGUUGGAGUAACAUGCCAGUUUUGACAGACGGGCCAUGUGCCUAAAGUCACUGAAGGCAUUCUGACAUCUGUGUGUCUCCUGAAGCUUGCAUUACUAGCAGAUCAGUUUAGUCUCUCAUAGUAUGUCUGUAUAUUUGCAUCUUCCAAUUGAACACGGGCUCAUGGCAUAAAUGGGAGAUUUUCUGGUCAAUUUGAGUCGAAUUCCAGUACAAAUUCCUUUUUAUCUAGCAUAUCUGGGAUAAAUAACUUUCUGGUAUGCACGAACCACUUCUUAGUUGUUAGAGAGGACAAACAGCUGUCAUUCUCUAAAGCCCCCACAAUAGGAGUAACUUGUCAAGUUGCUGAAGAGUACAAGUGUAUUAAUAAAGCUAAUUAAUAAGUUUUAAAAGGGUACCACGACUUAAGAGUGGCUAGUUUUUGGAAGGGAGAAAAACUGAUGAAAUCAGCAGCUUCUUAAAUAUUUAGUAUCAUUUAGCACUUGGUAUCAGUUUUAAAACAGUCCAUAAAUUAAUGACCAGAUGCACUUUAAAACUAUCAAGCAUAAAUCCAGCGACUAGUAAUUGAAAAACUAGUUAUCAGAUCAGUUUGUAUCUCAGAUAAAAAGUCUAUGCUGUCGUUUUAGGGUUUGUUUCUUUUGCUCUGUCAAAUUGAAAUGACCUGUACCUUUUGUGACAUUUGAGUAGGUAGCAUAAAGGAGUUGGUGCUGGGCUAAAGGGCUAUAAUUUCUCUGUGCAGAUUACAGAGGACCUCACAAUGUGCCUUUUCUGGCACUCUCUUCCCACUGUGGCCCUCUGCAUCUCCCCCCCCCCCAUGGCUCUGAAGAUCAGGGAGCCCUUUAUGCUUUAUGCUUGAAUAUCAUCCCAUCUGGUGGAGGAGUACUGCUGGAAGUGGGGGCGGGGGGGACACAUCAGUCCUCCUUGUGCAUGCUAUUUGUGUGUAAGAGGACACAUCAAUGUUUUAUUUCAGCAGUAUAACAUCAGCCUUAGGCUUGCAACAACUUUCCAAAUGGCAGCUUCAGGUUUUUCUGUAGAGUUGUACAGAUGUAACAAACAAAAUAUAUUUGUGAUGUAAUUCACAAUUAUAUUGUGUGUAUGGUGGAAUCGCCUUUACGCAGACGAAUACAACAAAUAUUUAUGCACCGCUUUUCAACAAAAGUUCCCAAAGCAGUUUACAUAGAUAUAAAUAAAAUAAAAUGGCUCUCUGUCCCCAAAGAGCACACAAUCUAAAAAAUAAACAAAAUAGACACCAGCAACAGCCACUGGAGGGAUGCUGUGCUGGGGAUGGAUAAGUUCUUUCUUUUAGUUCUUUCAACUUCUCUUCCUUUCCUCACAUCUCAUUUGUGUUUCAGUCUGUCCUGUACAGUCUUUGAGUUGCAGCUGUUAAUUUUGUACAUAGUCUUUGUUUAGUGUAUUUUUAUGUGUUUCAUCUUAUUCAAUUUCUAUAUUGCCAUGGGGAAACUUUUGGAAGACCUAUUGGCAAUAUUCUCGCUUAAGAGAAAGGCUCUCUUAUGGAAAGUUGCAUUAUGGAUGGUCGAGGACAAAGUGCUAUUGCAGCUUGGAGAUGAAUUGGCAUAUUAAGACCUGUAUUUUUUAUGCUUGAUUUCUUCCAAAAGAAAAGAAUUGGAGGCCUAUAAUACUCAGUUCGAAGGCAUCAUAUGACUUACUGGUACAAGCUAGCAAAAUGAUUCCAUAAAUAAUAGUGCUCUUGGAUUGUUAAAGACUGAGAUCUAAGUGUUUGUGUUGGCACAUCUACCUAAGGUACCUGCAUAUAAUCUAGUGCUGUCAUAAUGUACUCCUUUUGGGUAGUAUUAUGCUGACACUGCUGGCACAGCAUGCAGUUAGCUGGAACAGAACCUACUGAAAAUGUGUAGAGAAUCUCUGAAAGUAAUAUUCAUGGAUAUAUGAACUUGACUGUUUAAUAGAUGGCUGAUAGCUUAACUACUGCUUAAUAUUCCCAAUACAUUUUGGCAUGUGCUGAUCUUACCUAAUACUCUGUUCAGAUUCACAGUACAUAGAAUAGCCCGUGUAGCAGAAGGCUCAUGUAGCACAAACCACCCCAAAUCUAAAGUUGUGCAGGAAGCAAUAGAUGUAAGCUGAUGAGGCACAUGUGAAGACGUAAACAUUUCCAGAAAUUAACACUGGGGAGAUUGAUUUCUAGGAAGAAAAUGGAAAAUUAGAGGAAAAAUCCAAAUAUAUGCAAAUUUUCCUUUCUGUCUAAACCUGUAUUCACUCUAUGAACAUGAAAAGUGCCAUGUAUCACUUGGCACAUAAAAUGAUACUGUUUGGUAUAUUUAUGAAAUUGCAAGGUAUAAAGUCUUUGUUUUAUUCAAACAAAUACAGGUGAAACUUUGUAUUCGCGGACUCCAUAUUCACGGUUUUUCGUAUCCGCAGUCAGGGAAUUGGCACCCGACCUUGGUAUACGUGGAAAAAACGGCAACUAAGGGGUUAAAUUUCAUGUAUCCGCGGGUCGGGGGUGGCCGGAAAUGACCUCAGACGUAAUUUCUGACCACCAUUUUGGAAUUGAGAGCCUCAAAAUGGCUCCCUUAGGGGUGGGGACCGGGGUGAAUGUGAUUUUUGGCUAAUUUUUUACUGUUGGGAGCACUGCUGUGCUUCUGUGGACCCGUGGAUCAUGUUAGGUCACUUCCCCCUGCAUUUUUUAAAAAAACAUUUUUGAACAUUCAACCUCCAGGAACCUAACCCCCAUGAUCACAUUGCCCUGAUGCCUUUGUAUUCAUGGUUUCUCUUCCCAGUGUUAGAAAUGGAGCUGCUACCUAAGUGUAUGUAUUGGUUUUUGACAGUUGACAAAAUAGCAUAAACCAUAAAAUGAACACUGAAAAUUGAAAUAUAAGUGGUGUAGUAUACAACAGAAGAUUUUAUUAUUGGGACUUAGUGCUUACAUAAUCAUUAGUAAUAAACAUGGUUUUGUUAAGAGAAAAUAUAUUCUUAGGAAGGACAUUCAGAAAAGAAACAUACCUUAAAAAGUAAUUAUAAUGUACACAGACUGCAGUCCUGUGCACACUUGAUUGGAAUUUGAGGCCCAUUGAAUUUAGUGAGACUUGCUUCUGAAUAAGCAUGUAUAGAUAGAAGGCUCAAGUGUUCAGAGUAACUUUAGAAAAAAAUUGCUAUUCUGAACUCGUGUGUGUGUGUGUGUGUGUGUAUAUGUAUAUGUAUGUGUAUAUACACACACAUACUGUUUCUUUAAUAAAUGUCUGAAAGACCCAAUAGCUUCUGAUCUCGAAUUUUACUUUAUGAACUUGAGAAAAUGGAAGGUUUGAAUGAAUUGAAAUUUCCGAACUCUUCCAUGUUACUUUGUUCUUUGAUUGUUAUACAUAUUUUCAAGUAUUCAUCAGUUUAUUUCACAGUGCAGAAGAUGGAGAAAUGAGGCAAGUAAGGACCAAGAGGAGUAAGGCCUUGCAAUCAUAUUGCAGGAGUAAUAUGCUUGCAGAUGUCUGGUUUGGACCACAUGCCUGCAAAUGCUCUGUAUUCUGCCACUUUUGAAAGUACUUUUCUAACAUCAAGUGCUAACAGUGUUGCUUGGUUAGAAAUCUGGACAAAUGUAGUAGCAGUCCUAUAAUCACUAACACUGAUGAUCACCUCUGGGGCUGGGGCUGGGGCUGUAGCUCAGUAGGUCAGCUUUGCAUGCAGAAUGCCCCAGGUCCAAUCCUUGGAAACUCCAGGUAGCCUUGGGAAAGACUCUACAAAUCAGAUGGACCAAGGGUCUGACUCCGUAUAAGGCAGCUAUUUAUCAUUAAUAGCAAAAUUAAUGCCAUAACCAACCUUUGUGUCUUGGAUCUAGGAGUUUUGCAGCAGUGUAACUUGCUGUAACAGUAUGCUUGUAAAAGUAUUAUUCUGAAAGAGAAAAUACUGCAUUUUUUAGUUUUCCCUCAAACUUCUCAUUUUUCCACCAUUUUCUCCCCCAAAUUUUCCAGUUUCCCUAUGUCUUCAUGUGCAUUUUUGUAUUGUCUAAAACUGUAAUAUAUCAAAUAAUUGCAAGUAUCUUCCUGCAGUAGUUGAGCAAACACACACACAACCCAAAACCUUAAAUCUGAGCUCUUUAUGUGAAGAACCCCUUGGAAAAGCUGCUUUUUAAUUACAUUGUGAUUUUGUCCUCAUUUCAAUAAUACUUAAGAAGCUAUGCUGCUUGAAAUAGCUUCUUCCUUACAUUCUGUGGGAUGGUAUUUGAAUAUACAGCUAGAAUAGGUUGCAAUCAUAAUAAAGAUUAGAUUUUCUAAAAAACCCUAUUGAUAUACUUAAGACUUUUUAAAAAAAAGGUCCUGAACUACAUCCAGACUAAUGUAGCGCUAGCAUAUACUCUUGUGGUAGUGCAGAGAAAGUAAUGUCUUUCCAGACUAGUCCUUUCUCUAGCAGAAGACGACAAUUUGCACAACAUGUUGCGCAGUCUUGUAGUGCAGCUAGAGGUGCAGCUUCACAUUGUGGAGACCAUAACUUCACACAACUGUGCAGACUUCUUAAGCAUGCACAACUUCUCUUUUUUGGAUUUCAGCUCCUAAUUUUGGUCAAAGUAUUGGUCUAGACUCUCUCUCUCUCUCAAAGUAUGUCUGAAUAAUAUGAAAGCCCUUACUCCUCUACUGGUGUUCUGCAGCAAUCCAAAACCUGAUUGGCAGGACUCCAUUUUGUUCAGCUUCAGGAUCUUGCUUGAGUAAAAUAGUUGCUGUUGCAAAGUAUACAGUGGAAUAUAAAAGAGGAUGUGGCUAAAAUGUCUUUAUACAAAGCCCAGAUUUGAUCAAAAUUAUCUAGUUUUUUCCCCCUUUAACCUACCUUUGCUUCUUGUGUACCUAAUUACCACCUGCUUAUAUGUAUGUUGGAAAGAAAUUGGGAUAUUUUUUCUGCAUUUUCUGUCACCUCAUUUUCUGUUCUUGUGGUUGUUUCUGUCUGUUCAGUGAGACAGUUCAGUCUGUCUAAUUAGCUGCUAUCAAAUGAUAAGAUAUGCACUUUAUUGGAGACUCAUCAAAGUUCUGAUAAGAAGUUUGUCAUUUGCAGAUUUGGGGCUCCUCUUACUUUGUCAUCAGUAUUAAUAUUUUGCAUUAAGGUUGCAAACAUGCUUAGCAGGAGAGCACUGAACACACAUACUUUUGGGGCGAAGUAAUUUUGUACCCCAAUAUCCUGUAAAAAGUGGCAAUACCCCUUUGGUUAUACUAUUCAAGUUUUCUGUUGAAACAUAUCCUGAAAGAACAUAAUACAUUUCUCUGGUGCCUUCAUGUUAUAACCUUAGUUGUGAGUUACCCCUCUCAUUUCAUCAAUUCAGAAAGGUACAGUGUAUAUGCUAAUAUUGCCUCUUUUGAAUUCCUUAUAGUGAAAUUGUUUUUGUAAUGAAAAGUACUAGAGAAGAUGUGAUAGCUUAUCACAUCUGCAGACAUAAACCUUUGCCAGAUUUAUUCGCUAAUGUAUGUAUACAACACUAUUCUGGAAACUAUCUUCAGUUAUCCUUGUAAAGUUCUAGAUUGGCCAGCCCCAGGACUGUUUAUGUUGUCUUAACUCAAAUUGAGUAAAUAUAAAAUUUUACAUAUAGAUCUUUAUUUAUUUUCUCCUUCAAAAGCCCAUGUUUCCAAAAAGAAGUAUAUUAGGGACAAAUAUUGACAGAAGGGAAAACGGUCUCAUUGUGGCUACAGGAAGCCACGACUGCCUCAGUUUCAGAGAUGUCACCAGACAUCGAUUACGUAUUUCCAAGCUUAAUUUCGGCUACCAAGCAGGAUAUUUAAAUUGAGGUGGUGGUGGAGAGCUGAAAUGGAUUCUCCAAACAUCAGGUAGAUGCCACCUUUUGUGUUUGUGCGGUAAUCACAACACACAUUGUCCCAGGCUUCCACCAACUAGGCAGGCCUGUUGAGUUCAUUAUCAGUUCAGUUGAAUAACACUAAAUACCAAAAUGUGAGUUUAAAGGAUAAUACUGCUUUCUGUUGUUCUACUGGUUUUCAGUGAAACUGUGCUGAGUUGUUGUUGUUUUCUUACUUUUUGUUUUUGCUAAAAGCUUGGCAGAAACUGUCUCAAGCAGGUGCUAAGUGAAGCCGUAUCUCUGGUGGGUGGACAGCCUUAGAGGAAACAAAAUGGUAAUGUCUGUGUCCAGUAAUUUAUUAUUAUUAUUAUUUUUACAUAAUCUGCCACUGACACUCAUGUGCAGAAUAGACACAGUUUCUACUCUAUGUCCCCUGAAUCUGUAUUGGUGCUUAGCUUCCUGGUUUUCUUUCACACAAUCGUGUAUUAAAGAGGUAAAACCUACCUUUGCUUCUUGUGUACCUAAUUGCCACCUACUUAUAUGUAUUUGCAUGAUUGGUGCUGAUUGAAUCCAGUGUUUUCCCACUUCAAGGCCACUGUUCCAGCUCGUUUCUUUCACAACUGCAGGUUUAUUUUCAUUAUUUUUUCUAUGAAUAUGCACUAUUGCAUCCAUUUGCUUAGACUCCUUACUAAUUUUGUCUAACAAAAGCUGAAAAACUGGCUACUUCAUGAUCCCCAAAGUUGGAGGCUUGGUGAUCCUAGAAAUCAGUUCCAGCUCAAGAUUGUCUGCUAUCCUGUUCUUCUCCUUCUCCCCACUCCCUCCCCCACAUUUUUAAAUUUAGUUAUGCAGGAGUUUUGUGCAGUAUGCUGCCGAAGGUAAAGUGUAUGGAAGCAAUUGCAGAAGUUCUGGAUGGGGAAAAACACAGACAUACAGGAAACGCGUUAAGAUUUAUUUCUGAGCCAGUGAGGAAAGGUGAAAUGUGAAGCGUGUGUAGACACAGCCUAAGAGUUAACCAAUCUUGGACAAAGCUCAUUUAUCAAACACAAGAUACAAGUUCAUGGCCUGGAAUUCCAGUUGUCAAUGGUACAGUUUCUUCUAUUAUACUGUGAGUUACGUUUUUAGCUAAAAUAUAGAAAUUUUGAUGAUAUUUGAUACACAAUCCAAUAGUGGACUAGAACUAAGCAGUAUUGCAUGUUAUGUUCUUAUUUGACAAUGAUUCAUUGGUGAAUUUGUUAGGGUUUUAGACUCCCUUUCCUAAGAUUCAUAUAGUUGUAUAAAUCUCUCUUAUACUUCUAUAAAGUUACCCUUUGUAGUUACCAAGGCAAGGCUGAAAUAGGUACUCAUCCCUAUUUUUUUAAAGGCAGCUUAUUGACUUUCAGAACAAAUUAUGAAACCCUGGAUUAUAUUUAGACACCUGAAUUAGCAAUAUUGCCUGAACAUUUAAGUUUUUGCAGCCUUUGUGAAUAACGGUGCAUUCACAUCUGAUUAUCUUUGCCUAGUAACAGGAAAAUACUCAGUGACUGUAAUUUUGUAAUGUUUGGUCAGUUCUCCCAAUUACUGUGACCAGAUACAUAUGGGGACAGAGUUCCUGUAUCACAGAAGUGGGAAUGUUGGCAGUCUUUGUCAAAAUGUCCACUACACAACCCUAGGUACAGAAACCCUAUCUUUCUCUGCUGCAGAUCACCCUACUUCUCAUUCCAAAAAAAGACCUGUGCUAUUUUUCUGCCACAAACGAACAGUGUUAAUAACAGAUUCAAGGUUUCUAAUCCAAGGUGUAUGUGUAAGAAAAUACAGUUUAUAUUCUUCUCCAAUCCUAGCCACUUCUUUCAGAUCUAAUGAGCAGAAUGACUCUGGCCAUAAGCAAUAAAGGUCUCCAUAAUUCCUAUUGAGGUAUGGCCAAAGUGUUUCUCUAAUACAGUUUCCUCCAGAUUAAUGCAGUGUUUUGUUGGGGAGAAUAAGGGUGAAAUUUAGUAUCAAACAUACAAAAUUGUCUUUAUAAGUUCAUGGUGGGUUUUAAAAAAUCUUAACAAUUUAUUUACAAAGGGCAUUUAAAAUUAUUUCACAGUUUUAAUACAUGUUUUCUGCUAAAUCCAUUAAAUUGUACCUAUGUGUAUAAAUAUGAAAUGGAUGACUGUCCUAAAGAAUUAGAUUGUUGGUUCUCUUGGAACAGGGCAGUUUUCCUCUAUUUUCAUGAAGGGCCUGGCAUGAGAAGGCUUCUUUUUUACAUCACUUGUUCUUUUUGAAACCUACCACAUAUGAGUGUCAGCUUACACCCUUAUCCGUUGCUAAGGACUAUGGAGUACAUAAGUACCAUUUUGAUUGAGGCCAUUUAUAUAUAUACGCCUUGAGACAUGCUGUCUAACAAUAUCUCUUAUUUGCCAUUUCCUCCAUCCUUGUAUCUCUAUUAGCAAUGAAGAAGGGGUUGUACAAUCUUGCUGCAGUCUUGUUUUGCCACUAGAUUGCUCCUGCUCCUCUUCCAUUCUCCCCCUGAAAAGAGGAAAGAAUUAGUCUUCUCAUGUAUAGCUUGUAUGUUCAAAUUCUGUUAGCAGAGAGCAUGAACUGUCUGCAUCAAACAGAAUCAUUUGGUUGGCAGAUGUUGCCUAAACAUGACCUGAACAUGUACAACUAUAAAGUUAUAUGAAUAAUAAGAUGUUUUAUUCCUAUUUGUGGUCAAAGCUGGGAUUACUUUCUGAAUUCUGCUUUUUGAGGUAUUGUGUGUGUGUGUGUGUGUGAGGGAGAGAGAGAGAGAGAAUAUCAAAUGAGGACCCAUCACUCAGGAAUUGCUACACUUUGCUUUUGUUUAGCAAUGGAUGUCAACAACCUCUAACAUGCUGUUAGUUUCCAAUGCAAUAUUAUAUAUAUUAUAUAAAAAUGCAUAUAUAUGGUACUAAUUCUGUAUUUUCCCUGAUAUUUGCCAAACCUUGAAUGCAGGCAGUUGUCUUGUUUUGUAAGACAUCAAUUGCUACUGAAUGUAUAGGAAUGCUUCCAUUUUGUAGAAGGAAAUAGUGUUUGUCUGGUAUACCACAAUAUGGUGUGUCCCAACCAGCAAGUAUGGUGCCUUUCUUUUUUAUGUUUAAGCAUAACAUUUCAUUCCAUUGUAGCAUCAACUACAGUUAUGUCUUUGGAAAUAUUGUUUGCUUCUUUAACUGCACUGUGGUUCCAAAGUUACAGUACAACUGAUCUAAAGCCUUGGCAUGAAAACUGAAAAUAGUCCAGUAAUCACCAGUGUGCCACAAAUGCAUUUAUUAAAUGCAUAAAUAUACAUUUCUAUAAAAGCCAAAACUGUAUUUGUAUGUUACUUUGUCAUUGCAUUGUAAAAUACUGUAAAGUUGUUGUAUGUCCUAAUUUUGCAUUAUACAAAUGUUUUCCUACAUAAAGGCAUCAAUAUAGCAACUUUGUAUAAAAGUAGCUUUCUAGAGUUUUAUUUUAUAAAAUAAAAAAGUCUAAAGAGUUGGGUAUUACCAUUGCCAAAUGACUGAAAAAAUUCACAAAACUAUUUUCUUUCCCCACCAUGGUUCUGUUUCCAAACAUUCCAGGUUUCCUUUUGGGAGUGAGUGAUUAAAAGUAUACUAUGCAUAGUAUGUUUAUUUAUCAACAUCCAUAUACUACCAUUUAAUUUUGGCUUCAAUUUUUAUUGAGCUUACCAGAUAUCAAUUUUUAAAUGUAUUCUGUAAUAUUGACAACAUUGUCCCCUCACCAGUGCCAGCUUCAUAAGAAUUGUAGCAUGGCAAUAAAAUAUUGAUUUUUACUAUAUAA